AUGGAUGUUAGUAUGAGGAAACAUGCAAUGCGAGACACAUCAAAGAUUCUGGUAUCACAAUCAAUUCUUGAAGCUGCACUGCAUGUUAAGCAAGCACAGGUGGCAGCCUCAGAAGAUGCCUUUGGUUGCCCAAGUGACGAAGUUGAUGAGAUUGAUUUUCACUGUGAUUUAGAUGAUCCAAUUAUGGAGGAUGCCUUUCUAGAUGUAGGGUUAUCUUUUAGUGCCCGUGGUGAUGAGCAUCUUCAUUAA
Messenger RNA from Dovyalis caffra, 249 nucleotides. The record is from the annotation of a GenBank genome assembly. NCBI's taxonomy places the organism in Eukaryota, Viridiplantae, Streptophyta, Magnoliopsida, Malpighiales, Salicaceae.